ACCCUACUAUAAAAGAAAUAAACUUUACCCCAAAUUCAAAGAAAAACGGUUUUCCCUUUUAUUUCACUAAAGUUGAAUAGUUACUACAUUUUGCAAAGUUACUAGCUAUUUCGCAAAAUAUCAAUCAAAACAAGUCUGACAAUAUAAAAUUAACAAUGCAAAAUACGAAAUGAUUGGAUUGGUAUAAAUAAGAUCACAUAACACCAAAUACAUUAUAAAUAAUCACAACUCAAACUAUAAAAUCUCACCUUUUCUUUUACUUAUUUCAUUAUCAAACAUAAGAAGAACAAACAAACAAAUAAAAAGGAAACACAAUGGUGAACUUGGUAGAAUCACCAAAACCAAUGCUGUACGGCCUCAUGAGAUUAGCCGGCGUUAUUCCAUACACCGUAGAAAUCGAACCAGGGACAAAGAUAAACUUCUGGAUCCCCAAAGAAACCCUUAAAAAAACCAAAAAAUCCAACAAAAACUCUGACGUGAAACCCAAGAAACCUUCUAAACCAGCCAUUUUGUUCAUCCACGGCUUUGCAGCCGAAGGGAUUGUGACGUGGCAAUUCCAGGUCGGAUCACUAGCCAAAAAAUACUCAAUCUAUAUACCGGACCUUCUCUUCUUCGGUGGAUCCUAUUCAGAUAAACCGGACAGGUCACCCGCCUUUCAAGCCCACUGUUUGGUCAAAUCUCUUCGUAUCCUCGGAGUGGAUGAGUUUGUCCUUGUAGGGUUUAGUUACGGUGGAAUGGUGGCUUUCAAGAUCGUGGAAGAGUACCCUGAGAUGGUUAGAGCCAUGGUGGUGUCAGGUUCCGUACUCGCGAUGACUGAUACGAUCAGUGAGUCGAAUUUGAACCGUAUAGGGUUUAAGUCAUCAGCGGAUCUUCUGUUACCAACUUCGGUUAAGGGACUCAAGACUCUUUUUGCCCUUUCUGUUCAUAGACCCAUGUGGUUCCCGAACCGUCUCUUCAAGGAUUACCUCGAGGUGAUGGAUACCAAUAGGAAAGAAAAAGCAGAAUUGUUAGAAGGUUUGGUCACCAGCAGGAACGAAGAUGUGACCAUCCCUCGUUUACAACAGAAAAUUCAUCUCUUGUGGGGCGAAAGUGAUAAACUUUUUAAUCUUGAAAUGGCCAAGAACAUGAAGGAGCAACUAGGCGAAAAUGCAACAAUGGACAGUAUAAAAAAAGCAGGUCACUUGGCACAUUUGGAGAGACCUUGUGUAUAUAAUAAACGUCUCAAAAAGUUUCUUACUGCAGUUUACUCCGGAAACUAAAAUGGAUGUAAUUGAAUGACGCAUUAUCCUCCUCGACAUCAAAUUUGUGCUAUUUUCUUUGUUUUAUUUAUUCUUCCUAUUUCAAAAAUAAUGUAAUCAUAUUGAAAUGGUAUACGUAAUCAUAUUGUUUCUAUGAUGUCAAAAAAAAAAAAAUCAUAUUGUUUCUAUCAUUUUGCAUUUUAUCACUAUGC
Molecule: messenger RNA, 1450 nt
Organism: Brassica napus (rape)
Lineage: Eukaryota; Viridiplantae; Streptophyta; Magnoliopsida; Brassicales; Brassicaceae
Product: putative 2-succinyl-6-hydroxy-2,4-cyclohexadiene-1-carboxylate synthase
Exons: 5
Coding region: 315-1259 (314 amino acids)
Source: RefSeq, a predicted model, not a curated record